UCAGCUAUGGAGUCAUCUGUACUUCUCAUUAUGUCCUUUGACCGCUUUGUGGCCAUCUGUAACCCUCUGAGAUACACUUCCAUCCUUACCAGUGCCAGGGUUCUUCAAAUCGGGCUUGCUUUUGCUCUCAAGAAUGUUUUGCUGAUCCUGCCUUUUCCUGUAACUCUAAAGCGUCUAAGAUACUGCAAGAAGAAUCUGUUGUCACAUUCCUACUGCCUCCACCAGGAUGUGAUGAAGCUUGCCUGCUCAGACAACAAGUUUAAUGCCAUCUAUGGUUUAUUUGUGGCUCUCUCGGGUAUCCUGGACAUAACAUGUAUUUUCUUGUCCUAUGGACUGAUCCUGAGAGCAGUGCUGGACAUUGCAUCCCGAAGGGAAAGGCUCAAGGUCCUCAGCACCUGUGUCUCCCACAUCUGUGCUGUGCUUGUCUUCUAUGUCCCUGUCAUCUCCCUCUCUGUUGUCUCCCGUUUUGCCAAACACAGUUCUCCUAUAACCAAGAUCCUCAUGGCUGACAUUUUCCUGCUUGUGCCUCCAGUGAUGAAUCCCAUUAUAUACUGUGUGAAGAGCCAACAGAUAAGAAAUGUGAUACUAGAGAAACUGUGUCAAAAACAAAGCUGA
Molecule: messenger RNA, 615 nt
Organism: Microtus ochrogaster (prairie vole)
Lineage: Eukaryota; Metazoa; Chordata; Mammalia; Rodentia; Cricetidae
Product: olfactory receptor 51A4-like
Biological process (GO): G protein-coupled receptor signaling pathway
Cellular component (GO): plasma membrane
Molecular function (GO): G protein-coupled receptor activity; olfactory receptor activity
Source: RefSeq, a predicted model, not a curated record